Necator americanus (New World hookworm) is the source of this 3588-nucleotide messenger RNA. RefSeq lists its product as uncharacterized. The record is from RefSeq and is a predicted model, not a curated record. Gene Ontology annotation, cellular component: cytoplasm. The coding region runs from base 1 to 3588 and encodes 1195 amino acids. The transcript is spliced from 29 exons. Lineage: Eukaryota; Metazoa; Nematoda; Chromadorea; Rhabditida; Ancylostomatidae. Gene Ontology annotation, molecular function: zinc ion binding; nucleic acid binding.
AUGAGAUGUCAUUACGAGGUUUUGGAGGUUCCUAGAGAUGCCGAUGAUGAAACUAUAAAGAAAGCAUACAGGAAGUUAGCGUUGAAAUGGCAUCCAGACAAGAAUCCCGAUCGUAUCGAAGAAUGUACGAAGUAUUUUGCGUUAUUGCAGUCUGCUUAUGAAGUGCUCAGCGAUCCUCAUGAAAAGGCAUUUUACGAUCGACACAGGGAGAGCAUUUUAAAAGGAGGAUUUGAUGCAGAUUAUAAGAAUGAUUCACUCGAUCUAUUCCAAUUCUUUACUACUAGUUGUUAUAAAGGUUUCGAAGGUGAUAAGAGCUUUUAUAAUGUGUAUAGGAAUGUUUUCGAUAGUCUUGCUAACGAGGAUUAUGACUAUGUUGAUGAUCCGUCCGUGCGUUAUCCUUCAUUUGGAGAUGCAUCCAGUGAUUAUGAAACGAUUGUGGGUCCCUUUUACGGUUUCUGGAGUUCGUUUUGUACGGCAAGGUCCUUUGCAUGGUUGGAUAAAUAUGAUAUUCGACAAGCAAACAACAGAUAUGAAUUACGUCAAAUAGAGGCUGAAAAUAAAAAGUACCGAGAUGCUGGAAAAGCUGAGCGUAACGAUCAAAUCAGGGAAUUAGCUGCUUUCGUUAGAAGACGAGAUCCUCGUGUGAAAGCCUACCGUGAAUUGCUGGAAAAACGUCAAGAGGAAGCUAAGAAGAAACAAGAGGAGAAUCGAAAACAGCAAAUUUUAAAGAAUCAGCAGCUCAUUUCUGCAUAUAGUGAGAACGAAGACGCCAUGGCUGCACAUCGGGAAUAUCUGGCUCAGCUUUCUCAGCAAAUGGCUGAGGAAGAUACAUCGAGUGAAGUAGAAGAUGAGAGCGGCGAUGCACUGCUUUACUGCAUCGUCUGUGACAAGUCGUUCAAGACUCUAAAUGCUAAGAGUAAUCAUGAAAAUUCGAAACAACACCGAAAACAACUUGCAGAGUUGAAAAAGCACAUGAAAGAAGAAGACCAUGCCUUGUUCGUGGAGCAACAAAACUCACCGGAGCCGUCACCUGAAAAACAAGAGGAUAGGAAAGGCAAGAAAGCCAAGCGGAGAGCUAAAAAGAAGAAAGCGUGGGAUGACGAUAGUGAUGGAGAAGGAGGCGAUAUAAAUGAAAAUCCUGGAAAGGACGCCGAAAUAAACGCUACUGAGGAAGUUGUUAGUGGUCUUAGCGAGAAGUUAGCAGAAAUCUCUGUGGAAGCAGCAGAUGAUGGGUCUCCCGAAGAGGAAAAUAUCUUUUUAGCUGCUGCGAAGCAGACUGAGAAAAAGAGACGGAGAGCGGACAAAAAAGAAAGCGAUGGAAAUGUUAAUGAUACUCCAGAGCAUCCUUCUCAACCUGUGAACACUGGUCCGAAAAUUGACACAUGUCAUAAGUGUAAAGAAGUCUUUGAAAGUCGCACGAAACUUUUCGAGCAUUUGAAGCUAACAGGACAUGCUACCAUAAAGGGUCCUCCACCACCUCCUCCGAAAAAUAAGAAAGGUGAAAUGGACUUUGAAGAUCCGAAGCCUGAAGAUCUGGAUUUUGAUUUUUCACUGGAAAAUGCUGGAUGUUUGAUAACUGUCAGGAAGUACAAAGAAUUCGACGAUGAAUCAGCGCAGAAAAUUUUCCCUCGCAGCUCUGCCGAAUAUGUCCCCUCGGAUACCUACACUUUGCCGGCUAACUAUUUUUGUGAUUUGUUCUGGAAAAAUGAGAAGGAACGUCUCCAACGAGUUUAUGGCCUGUGGGUUGCAAAUAGGGAUAAAUUAACUACCAAUGUCAUUGAUGAAGCUUCAGAGGACGUCAGAUUCUUAGACUGUAUGAGUAACGUCGUUAGACUUAUUAAUAUGUACGACUUGAUGUUGAGUAUGUGCUGGGAAGGAGAUCGUAGCAAGCCGCCCAUGCCACUUCACCUGUACAAAGCCAGAUUAAACGAGCUAAAAGAAGUAAACAUAGAGACGAUCAAAAGCUUGAAUGAGCUUUCUAAUGAUAGAGAAUUCAAUCGAAAACGAGUGAAAUCACUUAAAAUGGCUGAAAUGGCAAAAGAUUCCACGAAGCCGAGGUUCCAAGAACAAGGUGAACAGUCACCUCCUUGGAGAAUCUCACUUAUGGAGCGAAUCAAUGAAAUUCUAGUAGUAUUGGAUACUGCAGCAACUGCAGGUGAAAAUGUUGGGGAAGCUUUAACAUUGGUAAUGGAUGUUCGUCAAUGUAUCAAGAGUGGAAACAAGGAUUCUCAUGAGCAGGUGUCAGCAAAAAUGAAAAAACUCAAUGAUUUGGUUGUUACAUUGAAAAAGGCUACUACCGCACGAAUCAAAGCUAUGUCAAAAGAAGACAACUUGCCUCUGGCAUCUCCUGGCUCAAAAAGCCAGCCCGAUCUCCCCAAACUGGGUAGCACUCCUGCUCAAACUCCACAGCCACCUAGCGGUAGAAAAAGAGGACGUCCAAGAAUAGUUAGGAAUCGCGAUGAUGAGGAGUAUGUGGAAAAAAAGAGAAGCACACCUGUCAUCACCAGUGAUAUUGCUGUUGUUGGCGAUCCGGACGAUGAUCUUGUUUCGCGAGUAAAACGCGGGCAAAGAAAUCGACGACCAGCGAGAACCUUCACACCGGGUUGGGAGUUAUCAUCACCUUCUCCUCCUCCACCUAAAACAAGAGUCACACCAACUGGUAAAGCUACGCCAUCUGUGGAACAGAAACCGAAAUCGCUCGCUUCUAAAGGGCGGACAAAUGAGCUAUCGUCACCAGAUAGUGGUCGUCCAAGUAGCAAUGAAUCAAGUGAUAACGUAAACACAGUGGUGAAUGAAAAACCAAAAGUUAAUCCUAUAUAUCAGGAUAACAACCCCAUUGUAGCGAACAUCGUCACCACUACCGUAUCGAUACCGACAUUGCCGACUACACCAGUGCUAUCAACUCCUACGACAUCGUAUUACACAACUGCUACACCUCUUAGUGGCUUGGUACCUCCUACGAACACUUUUUCAACUCCUGGAGCAAGUGUACCAGUUUCCCAAGUUCUGCUUAAUCCACCGCCUGUUCCACAACUUAACGAUCAGACAGUCAUGGCUCUUCUUAAGGAGAGGGUUCAACUUGGUGAUGUUCGCCUGACGCUGCUAAAUCUUUUAGCAAGCGAAGGAACACCUCAUUAUCAUUUCAUUCCACUAAUGAUUGAGACGGCCGAGAAGGCAAUCGCAGCAUUGGACAAAAAGGAUAUGAUAGUUUAUGCCAUGCAUAAAGCAGCACUGGAAGUAGGUUGUGCGCAACUGGAAACCAUAAUGCGUGCAUCAAAUCCAAUUGAUCCUUCAAAUCAACUUGCUACUCUUGCCACUGCUAUGGGAAUCAGUCCAACGCCUUUUACAUCGCUGUUACAGAAUUCAACGGCAACAUCACUAAAUUCGAAUUUAUUAGCGGCAGAUGCCGCCACUCGAGAACAGCUGACUGCUCCAUAUUCCCUACCGCCUGCCGUUUCUAUGGAGUUCCAAGGCUACACCGAGAGAGACAUUUCUUCAAUGAGGAAUAACUUAUUUCUCACUCCUCUAAUCAUCAAGUUGUACUUUGAUGUAACUUAUCAUACUAUAAAGAGAGGAGUUUGGCGAUAA